Messenger RNA from Penicillium maclennaniae, 1077 nucleotides. RefSeq names its product tyrosinase family protein. Gene Ontology annotation, molecular function: oxidoreductase activity. The transcript is spliced from 5 exons. The record is from RefSeq and is a predicted model, not a curated record. NCBI's taxonomy places the organism in Eukaryota, Fungi, Ascomycota, Eurotiomycetes, Eurotiales, Aspergillaceae. The coding region runs from base 1 to 1077 and encodes 358 amino acids.
AUGUUCGGUCAUCACUUCCUUGCGCUAGGACUUAUACUUAUGCAGACAUGGGCUAUGCCCAAUGUCCUGCGCAAGGUAGGUCAGGGCGAUUCGCCUCCUUUGGUCUUACCCACUGCUGCAUCAACGUCAAAUGCUAUCGCGGCUUCCCAGAUGGACUAUCUUGCGCGGGUUGCUCUGGGUGCUGCGACUGAUCACAUUGCUCGGCAUCAACAAAAAGGAUGUACCAAGCAAAAUUUACGGCUAGAACGCCCUGCAACUCUUGUUGCUGGAGCCAAGACAAGAUACGAUGACUUUGUGGCUACGCAUAUCAAUCAGACAUUGGAGAUACAUUUCACGGGUACCUUUCUAGCAUGGCACCGAUACUUCAUCUAUGGUUUCGAACAAGCUCUCCGCGACGAGUGCGCCUAUGCUGGCGACUACCCAUACUGGGAUUGGUCCGCCGAUAUCGAGCACAUAGAACAAUCCCCCGUCUUCGACGGCACCGACACCUCAAUGUCCGGGAACGGCGUCCACAUCGCCAACGAAGCCGACAUCCCACUCAAACUAGACUCUUACCCAGCACUUAUUGUCCCCGCCGGAACAGGUGGCGGCUGCGUAACCAGCGGUCCUUUCAAAGACUACACAGUCAAUCUAGGUCCGGCAGCUCUAGUUCUCCCUGGUGGAAACCGAUACAACAACUACACCGCUGUCGCGAACCUGAUUCUUCAGAACCACGAUAUCUGGGACUUUGAAAUGACCAUGCAAGGUGUUCCCGGAUCGGGCUCUUUAGGCGUGCACGGCGGUGGACACUAUUCCAUGGGUGGAGAUCCCGGAAGAGAUGUCUACGUUAGCCCUGGUGAUCCUGCGUUCUGGCAUCAUCAUGGAAUGAUCGAUCGGGUAUGGUGGAUUUGGCAGAAUCUAGAUGUGGAGAAUAGGUUGAAUGCUAUCUCUGGGACGGGGACUUUUUUGAAUCAGCCGCCGUUGGCGAAUACGACGUUGGAGACUUUUGUUGAUCUUGGAUUUGCGAAUGGGGCUCCUGUUCAGAUGAAGGAAAUCAUGAGUACUACUGCUGGGCCAUUUUGUUAUGUUUAUGUUUGA